AUGAUCUCUGGAAUUUUCAAGUCGGCUCUGGCCGCCGCCAUGAUCGGCACGUCGGUUGCUGUCGACACCUGGGGCGGCUCCGUGUCCCUGGGCCCGACCACCUCGACCAUCAUCAAAGCCGUGACAACCAUCAUCCCCGGCGACGCUCCUCCCACGCAAAAUGGAGCUCUCGCCCUGUGGCCCGGCAUGUCUAACGGCACCGGCGACCUGGUCCAAACAACCCUCGAGUCCUGGCCCGACAACUCCUGGUGCGGCGCCAAGAAGGGCCAGUGGUGCGUCCGCGCCUCGCUCUUCGGCUCCUUCGGCCAGCUCAGCGGCGACGCGAGUGCCGUCUCAGGUAACCAGAAGGUCAAGAUUCUCUACGAGCUGCUCUCGGACAAUAACACUUGGCGCCAAACCGUCACCGAUGCCGACACGGGCGCGAAGCUUAGCUCGUACGAGUACAAGUCUGGUCCCUUCAUGAGGGGCUAUGGCACCGGCACCGAGUGCAACGCCAACUGCAGCCCGACCGUCGCCAAGCAGCAGUACAUCAACACGGAAAUCACCCUGGCCGGAGCCGACCCCAACUUCGGCAAGACCAUCGCCACUGCGCAGAAGGCUACGUACACUGGCCUGGCUAGCAGCCAAGGAGGCAAGGUCUGGACCAUCAAGGAGAUCAAUGUCCCGGCAAUGGUCUAG
Colletotrichum chrysophilum is the source of this 678-nucleotide messenger RNA. RefSeq lists its product as uncharacterized. The record is from RefSeq and is a predicted model, not a curated record. The transcript has a single exon. The coding region runs from base 1 to 678 and encodes 225 amino acids. Lineage: Eukaryota; Fungi; Ascomycota; Sordariomycetes; Glomerellales; Glomerellaceae.